AUGCUCAAUAAUAAAUGUAUUAAAUACGUUGCCAUUUUAAGCGCUUUUCUAAGUUUCUUCAAUGGGUUUGCAAAUGCGGUUCCAAAGAAAUCCUAUGCCGCUUCUUCAGUAGAACUGAUGAAACUUCUUGAGGUUGAAGAUGAGCUGGUCGAGAAUCUUAACAGCUACGUGGGAAAACUGAAGAAAAAGCUUUACUUAUUGGAGAAGUCCCUAAAAAAUAUGAAAGAUGAGCACAACCAGAUGAGGGAUGACUACGAGACUUAUUUAGGGAAUCCUGUGAACAGUUUUCGCCUGAUACAUCGUCUACAUACGGAUUGGAGAAAAUGGCAUCAUUAUACUUCAAAAUUCGAUAGGGAUGAAUUAGGACACAUUGAAAAGGCCCAUCAAAUGCGAAAAAGGCUGCCCACAUCCUUGGAUUUGGAACACGCAUCCCGCGGAAUAGAUGACCUGAUAUCUUUUUAUGACCUAAGGCCGGAAGAACUGGCAGCUGGUAAUUUGGCAGGAUACUUAAAUCCAGAAACAGCAAUGUCAGCUCAGGAUUGUUAUGCAAUGGGCGAUUUCAGCAUGAGAGACAGAAAAGAAGAUCAAGCGGAAGAAUGGUUCAAGGUCUCCUUGGCCCAAUUCAAUGAAAAUAAACCCCUAUACAAAGUCAAUCACUUUAUCAGAUUUUCCAUCCACAGGACGUGGGCAGUUCUCCUGCUAAAAAACCAAGAUCUUUCUGGCGCAACAUAUCAAUUUGAACAGCAACCAAAAGAAUCAGAUAACAACCAACUUUCCCAAUGGAUUGCUGAGGAGAUAAUGACAAAAAAGAGCUGCCGCGCAAUCUACCAAAAACCAAGUCGACUGCACUGCCGUUACAACAACUCUACCACUCCUUUCACUCGGAUUGCCCCAAUAAAAAUGGAGGAGCUUAGUACCGAUCCUUACAUGGUGGUUUUCCACGAUGUGAUCUACGACAGCGAAAUUGAUGCGAUGCUAAACUCAAGCGAGUUUUCCUUAUCCCUUGUUGAUUCGGGUCAGAAGUCCGAUGUGAGGAGCUCCAAGGACUCGUAUAUUGAUGUAGAUGACGAAUCGCUCGAGGAUCGGGUGAGAGAUAUGACUGGCCUAAGUUUGGAAAUGAGCGAUGCGUUCUCGCUAAUUAACUACGGAUUAGGUGGACACUAUACAUUGCACACCGACUAUCACAAUUACUUUAACCAGACUCGGUGGAUAAAAGGGGAUCGCUUAGCCACAAUAUUGUUCUACCUAGGAGAAGUCGAAUCUGGUGGGGCCACCAUCUUCCCGUUGAUCAAUGUUUCCGUUACGCCCAAAAAAGGAUCGGCUGUCUUUUGGCACAAUCUUGACAACUCCGGCGACAUGAAUAUUAGGUCGCUGCACUCGGGUUGUCCAGUGAUAGUUGGUUCCAAAUAUGUGCUCACCAAAUGGAUAAACGAGCUGCCGCAAAUGUUUUCCACUCCCUGCAAACCUCGAACCCCCUAA
Drosophila takahashii is the source of this 1479-nucleotide messenger RNA. Its product is annotated as prolyl 4-hydroxylase subunit alpha-2-like. Gene Ontology annotation, molecular function: L-ascorbic acid binding; procollagen-proline 4-dioxygenase activity; iron ion binding. NCBI's taxonomy places the organism in Eukaryota, Metazoa, Arthropoda, Insecta, Diptera, Drosophilidae. Gene Ontology annotation, biological process: peptidyl-proline hydroxylation to 4-hydroxy-L-proline. Gene Ontology annotation, cellular component: endoplasmic reticulum. The record is from RefSeq and is a predicted model, not a curated record.